AACAUAUGUGUGCAGUGAAUAGUUUAGGGGUCCAAUGGAAAUCCUAAUAAAUAAUAUGAACUGGGUUCUAUAUGCACACCCAGCUGAUUAUUGGUGAUUUUCUCCCCUGUUGUUUUAAGUAAUUGAGUCAGAUUAAAUUAUUUAAAAUUAGUACUCCAACUAGAUUCUUAGAAUGGCAAACCUCCUAAAUCAGACAAGUCUAUACAAAGGAAAGGGAGAUUAUGCAAGGAUAUGUGAUAUCCUCAAAUGCCACAGUAGAUCGGAUAGUCUUUAUUUGAACCCGACAGAAAUUUAACAUUUAGGAUUUUUAAGGAAAGGUACAAAGAGUGAAGACUUUUUUUUUUUUUUUUAACCAGUAGUAUAAGGGGACAACAAAAAGCUGUUGUUGACCUAAACAUUUCAAUACAUGUCUUCCACUCAACAUAAAAUGCUCAAGAAAGACAACAUAUGUGAGAACCAUCUUUCAGAAAAUGUUUGAUUAAAAAUAGUUACACUUCUAUCAGCUGUGUUUCAAGUCCCUUGCAUUUGAUGUUUAUAACUAAAGAGAAACUAAGAAUACUAACUGGUAAGCUAUUUGUAUUUUACAAUCAAAGUCAUUCUUGUCAAUUUAUGUUUUUUUGCAGAGUGGACCACACAGGAGGAUGUGUCACAUUAGUUGAGGAUGUGAGGGGGUGCUUUCUGGUCAUUCUAGAGGAAAAUUGGUGAGAGUUUCUGAAGUCCCAUGAGGCUACGCCUCUUGUCACCUACCUCUGUGAAACAGAAGGCAGUUUGAUUUUUAAAACUUCAUGCGCAGCUUUCGGGAAAAAGAGGGAAGUGAGCCUUCUCUGGCACUCCUUGCUGAGUCAAAAACAGGCAGGGACAAGCUUGGCCUAGAGGAAGGUUCCUGUGCUUUUCUGCCAGCCUCUCCCACUAGGCGCUCCAUGAUGAAAUUAGAAUGGAAAAAACUUUAAAGGGAAAUUUUAUAGGCAGUAUAGUAGAUUAUAAAAUGUUUAAUGACAGGAAACUUUUCUUAUGAAAGGACAAGACAUAAGAGUUAGUCUGCAUACUUACUUUCCCUAGAUUUUUCUCUGAAUAUAUAUAUAUAUAUAUUUUGCUAUAAGAGUCAGUAUAAACUCUACACUGUGAAUAAAUAUAUUUUUUAUUUAGACAGCAAAGAGGAAUCAAUAGUAUCAAAGUGAGCACCAGUUAUUCUUCAAUGGAGUGCAGUUUUAACCCACGUUUACCCUGAAAAGGAGCCAUUGUAUACAAUGGCAAAUUUGGGUUGAAGUUAGUAAAAAUUAAUUUUCUUGAAAAUGCCAGUAUUUAUAGAUGCAUUCUUACGUAGUAAAAAUAUAAAAACAUCUUGGGGAAUGAAAGUUCAGAGUAGCAGUUUACCCAAGGAGAAGGAAGGAGGACAAAGUGGUGGAUAGCUGUAACUCUUUUAUUUGAGAGAGGAGAGAGAACUAUCAAAAGCAAAUAUGGUAAGAUGCUAGUAUCUACUAAAUUUAGGUUGAAGUACAUGGUUUCUGUUACAUCAAUUUUUAAACUAUAUGCUUGAAAUAAUUUAUAAUUUAAAAAAAAAAUGAAGAUUUGCACAGCAAGACAGGAAGCUAAAUGGAAAUUUUCUUCUUCGCUAUGUGAAAGAAACAGGCAGCGAUGGUUCAGUAGCCUGAGUUCUAGAAAUAAUCUCAACAUGGUAAGAGGGUAUGUAAGCCAAGACUACACCUAUACGAAACAGGGUUUAUGCAUGGGCCACAUUUCCAGUAGAAAAUGCAGGAUUUGACAAUUUCAGUCUUUCUUGGGUUUCCCGCCCGCCGCAGUCUUGGACCAUAUAAUCAUGGUGGAUAUGAUGGAGCUGCCCAGGGCGCGCAUCAACGCCAGCAUGCUAAUUCAGUUCAUUGACAAGCCUGUCUGCUUCGUAGGGAAGGUGGAAAAGAUUCAUCCCUCCGGAAAAAUGUUUAUUCUUUCAGAUGGAGAAGGAAAAAAUGGAACCAUCGAGUUGAUGGAACCUCUUGAUGAAGAAAUAUCUGGAAUUAUGGAAGUGGUUGGGAAAGUAACCGCUAAGGCGACCAUCAUGUGUUCAUCUUAUGUCCAGUUGAAAGAAGAUAACCAUCCUUUUGAUCUUGGACUUUACAAUGAAGCUGUGAAAAUUAUCCAUGAGUUCCCUCAGUUUUAUCCUUUAGGGAUUGUGCAACAUGACUGAUCCUGAUGGAUUUUCAUAUGAUUGCAAAUGAGCGAUAUUAAAGACUAUUAAAGGAGGAAAAAAAAAAAAGAAAA
Cebus imitator (Panamanian white-faced capuchin) is the source of this 2256-nucleotide messenger RNA. RefSeq names its product replication protein A 14 kDa subunit-like. The record is from RefSeq and is a predicted model, not a curated record. Gene Ontology annotation, cellular component: site of double-strand break; nucleus; DNA replication factor A complex. Bases 1817 to 2182 code for a protein of 121 amino acids. NCBI's taxonomy places the organism in Eukaryota, Metazoa, Chordata, Mammalia, Primates, Cebidae. Gene Ontology annotation, molecular function: single-stranded DNA binding; damaged DNA binding. Gene Ontology annotation, biological process: double-strand break repair via homologous recombination; nucleotide-excision repair; DNA replication. The transcript has a single exon.